CGAUCGACGACUGGAAGCAAGAGUCUAGUCCCAGUUUGUCAGUGGAGGGGCACGGUUUCACUGUUUGUAAAAUGGAUGAGCAUACUCAGCUUGCAAUGGCUCUGUCCAUAUCACUAAUGGAUGAUAAGGAGCAAGGCGGCACAACCAUUGAAAUACCAAAACCAAUAGUCAAACCAAAGAAAAGAGGCAGGAAAAAGAAAAAAGAUGAGGACCUUGAUGAACAAACCCUCGUUGCUAUGGCGAUAUCAGCAUCUCUGGCUGAUGAGACGAAGCAAAAGAACAAAGAUCUUGGGAAGAAUGAAGAAAGGCCUGGAAAGAAGACUAAAAGCAGGGUUAAAGCAAAGCUCAAGAAGGGCCAUCAAGAGUUUCCAGUUCUUCUAUCAAGGAAUGAUUAUGAAAGACAGAAAAUUUUGGAAGAACGCAUCAGUGCUCUUUUGGAACCAUCACAUUCUGUGGACAUGAUCUCUGACCAUGUGUUUCAACCAAGUACCAUCAAGAUCAAAUAUUUGGAUCCAGAGAGACGCCUUCUUACAGAGACCUACCCUGGCAAUAUCAAAAUAAAAUCUGGUCUUCAACUAUGGACUGCCACUGGAGCAGACCUAUCAAAGAAUCAGACUGAUAAAUCACCAUUCUAUGUUGAGCAGUUACAGCCUACCAUUGUACCCAUCACACCAAAACCCUGCACCAGUCCCAUCUCAUAUUCUAAGAAGACUCCUACUAAGACACCAUGCAAGAUCUCUCCAAAGGCUACCAAACCAUCAAAUGAAAUGAAUGUCGAAGAGAGCAUGAGUAUGACACAGUCCUUUGGUAUGACAGUUCAAUGCUUGGCUGAACUAGCAGAGGAAGGAAUACAAGACUCAACAUCGUCAGAUAAAUGUGGAUUUAUACCACAGGAUACAGUACAAAGGGUUGACAGUCCAGAUAAUCAUCUUAGCAAUGAUCAGUUAACCCUCUUAGAAGAGCUUUCUAGUUUAGUGAACUCAGAAAGAAUGAGUGAUGUCAUGAUUCAUAUAGAUGAUGGAAGUAAACUUCAUGUCCAUUCAUUCAUCAUUCGCUUGAGAUGUCCUGCCUUAGCAGAGCAUCUGGAUCAAUCUCAUGUUAGGCACAGUACCAAUCUUCCUUUUAUUACUGUGAGUGAUAUAUCCUAUGAAGCAAUGGAGAAUGUUCUGAGUUAUAUUUACUCUGCCACUGUGAAUGUUACCAGAGAUACAGCUGCUGAAACACACAAAUUUGCCAAAAGAUUUAAAAUGACUGAGUUAGCUUCGCAUUGCAAGCCGUUUCUGGCGGAUGACACAAACACCAAAGCAACACGAAAAGGAAGUGAGCUUGACAUUCUAGACAAAGACCUCAACCAACUGAUUGACAGUCUGUGGGAAGUUGAAGAUGAUGAUAAUGAGAAGGAGAAUGCUAGAGAUGCUGGUAGAACAUCGGAGGAUGAUGAUGCGAACGAAACUUUUAAUGAUGAUGAACUCAAAGAGAUAUAUGAAGUAUCUCAACGAUCUAGAAGCAAAUCAUUCCAAGAUGAUGAUAGUGAUGUAGUUCCUCUAGAUGAUGGCUUCCCUCUGGUCAGUAGCCCCAAGGAUACCAGCAAUGAUGAUGACGAUGGAACAAAGGAUGAGGAUUCAGCGGAAGAGGUUCUGAGUGAGAUGAUGCUGACACAAGGGUGUAGACGGAGCAAUACCAGUAGUUACUGUUCUCAUGAAAACAUUAGUGAUGGUGAUGAUGAGGAUUGGAGUAUGGUAUUAGAUGAUGAAGGUGCAGUACAGAGUGAGGAAAAUGUACAAUGCUUGAAUUUAUUUUCAAAUAGAACUACUGAUAAAACUGAAGAUGAACUAAAAGAGAACUUUGUUGAUAGUCCUAAGGACAUUAUUGGUGAAACGCCAAAGGGAAUUUAUCACUCCAGAAGGAAAGGCAGUGAUAGCUCAUCAAAAAGCGAAAGAGUUGAUGAUGAACAUCAUUACAGAACAUUUGAGGACAGUUUUCAUGCUUUCUUAGAUCAUACAUUAGUGGAUGAAAAUGAUAAGAAUGCAAUAUCUGCCGCAACAGACAUUCGCAAGAAGAGGAAAGCAUCCCCGGAACCUUCAAACAUGUCUGGGGAUAAGAGUAAAAGUGUAGACAUUGGUGAAAGAUUCAGAGCGUCACAUCAGAUCUUAUUGGAUGAUGGAACUAGUCGUUCAGAUAGCCCUGAUGAUGUAGUGCUGUUACUUCCAUUGGAUUCUGCAGAAUCUGAGAGUGAUUCGCCAGACAGAAUUGGAGAUAAGAAUCUUCAAAAUAUGCAGACAACAAGGUCUCGGGUAGAGAGUGGUAAAAUGAUUGAUACCAAGGUCAAAGGUAACACCAUUGGUCAAGGGAAAGUAAGUUCCCCAAGAAAGAAACUAUUGAUACAGGAAUACUCCCCAAAGAGUGAUUCCGACAAUUGUUUAUCACCAGAUCGUGAUGUUAUUGAGAUCCAUAAUGUUAGUACAAAAGAAAAAAAAGGACUCAUUAAUGAGAGUUUUCAUACCUCUUCAGAAGCACACAAGAAAUGCUCCAUGAAAUUAGACUGUAAUAUUCAUGUACAUGAGAGUGAUACAAGGCUGAAAGGAUUUGAAUCACAAUCAUCAGUAGAAGAUCAGAAUGAUGAUGACUUAAAGAACAGACUUGAGUCUUUAGAUGGAAGUCUCUCUGAGGAUAUUCUCUCUCCAUCACCGCCACCAUCACCUAAAUUCUGCAGGGCAUCUCAGCUCCCUAGAUUGGAGAAAAUCAAACAUGUGAGAAGUCCAGUGAGCAGAAAUAAUCAAUUCAGAUUUGGCCAGAGCAGGACUAGAUACUCCAAAGAAAAAGCAGUGAGUCUUGAGGGAGAGGACAAUACGUAUCAACUCUCUUCAUCAUCUUCAACUUCUUCAAUAAAUGAGAGCAUGCUUUCAUCUUCUUUCAAGCGAAACAAGAAAAGGAAGGUUAAAAGAGAUACAAUGCAAUGUGGCAGUGGGGAUAGAUUACCAAGCCCUUCUGAUGAUUUCAGUACAGGUUCCACGGACACUGUUAAAAGAUGGCCUAGCAUGGUAAAGGACCAAGAUCUGCCAAACCAUAGAUCUAGAGAUAACAUCAACUGUAAAGCAUCACCAGGGCUUCCUCAUGACCCAUCUCCUUCUCCUCCUUCACAAUCAAGAUCACAUAGAAUAUCACCAUCUCCUUCCAUUGAAAGAUCUCCUGCAGCAUCUCCUCUUCCAGGAGCUUCCUCAACAUCUCCUGUAGGAUCCUUAAGGCAGUCUCCACCAUAUCCUGAUAUGCAGGAUAUGGAUGGAGAACCAGAUGAAAGGUUUGCCUUUGACAUGGAGGAAGGAUGCGGGUUCGAUGACUUCAAUGUUGAUAUGGAUCUUCCAGGUGAUGUUGAUGACAAUGCAGGAAUCAUCAACCAAGAGAACAAUGCUUUAGAAGAUAUGGAAGACUGGAACAUAAGUCAUGGUUCAAGGGAAGGAAUUGUGAUUGGAAGUCAUCAAAGUGAACCUUUGGAUCAAGAUAAAGAAAUUGAUUUGACUAUCGAGGAGGAGAGGGUGGAAGAUGAACUCAUGUCUGAUGAUCUUCAUCAGCCUCCACCUGCCUUGAAGGAUAGAAUAACUGGUGUUGAUACAUGUAACACUCUUGAUGAAUCAGAACAAGGAGGAAGUUUUAACAGAAGAGGAACCCCACAGGCCAAUCAUCAGACAUUUCAAUAUGGUACAGAACUGGUGAAUGGGCAAAAGAAAAAUAGAAUACCACAUUCAUCACAGACCACCCCAAGAACUUCACAUACAACUGCAGGUACUGCAUUAAAGACACCAUUGCGUCUGAUAGAAGAGCAAUAUUACCCCCCAGCUCCAAUCACACCAAUGCCAAAUUAUGGAUCUAUGAUCACGCCAGAACUCAAGAAAGAGCUGAAGAGGUUUGGAGUAAAGCCAUUGGCCAAGAAAAAGGCUAAGUUACUCCUCACUGAAAUAUAUAGUUAUUUACAUCAAGUGAUGCCAGAGGAUGAAUCUGAUGAAGACACAUCAUCCACUGCUAAGGUCAACCAAGAGCCUGAGCCAUCCAAGGGAAGGGCUAAGAAAGGAAAGGCAACAAGGAAACCAGCUACUAAGAAAGGUCAGGGUCAGAAGAAAGGGAAAGAAGAGUCUUCAUCCGAUGAUAGAGCAACCAAGAAACUAAAGAAACCAACAAAGCCUAGGAAACGCAAGACAGCCGAAGAAAUCUUAGAUGAGACACCAACAAAACGAAUAAAGAAGGAAAGUCCUGUAGGAGAGAGGUUCUUAGACACCGGUAGGAGUGGUGUAGGAACGGAAGAUAGUACAAGGGUUGACGAACUGGUGUCUAGUCAGGGUAGUCGUAGCUCAAGCAUUGAUAGUGAUAAGAAUGACUUUGGAGAAAGCAUGUACCAUGAAGACGAGGAAGAAGAUGAUGUUGUCAUGGCAACACAACAGGUACAAGAUAUGCCUACAGAAUUAAAGAAAUAUAUCAUGAGAAAUAAAGAAUUACAUCAAAGGAUCCUUCAGUAUGAGGUGCUGAAUCUUGAAGAAUUUUAUAAAGAACUGAAAGAAGCACAGGUACCUUGCUCUAAAAUCAAGCUCAUAGAGUUUCUAGAUCAACAGUGUAUCACCUUUCGACACAAAGAAGGCAGUCGACAACGCAAACCAAAGAAAACCAAGAGAUGACAUCCUAAUCCUUCCAUCAACCAUCUAUUAGACAUACGGCUGCAUUGAUCACUAAGAUCUUGUUCAUGUUGAAGUGUCAAUGUGUAAUUGAUGAGUCGUGACAUAGUGGUUCUGCCAGUCUGUGUUUAAGUCCAAUCACAGCACUGGCAUCUUUUGGCCAGCAUGAAUCUACCAUUUGCCGCUCUCCACCCAAGUGUGAAUGGUUCUCCGAUGUGGUUGAGUGCUAGUUACUUAGGAGCUCAGCUAUGAUAAUCUCUUAGAGCCUUUAGCAUCCCAACUUGGUGGAUACAACCCUAAUAAAAGCCACCAUUGUUAUCAGUACUACUGUAUUACUGAGGGCUCUGAUAUCUUGAUUGUUUAUCAGGAAAGAGAAUUAUAUUUUAAGAUGUAGGAGUGUAGAUACCAUUAUAAAAAAAGGCACUACCUUACUGUGCACUAGCUGGCUCUGUAAGAGAAGUGAUGUGAUCCUAUUGAAGAAAACACUGUAGAAAAUUAUCACCAUUAUGGGUAAUUUUCUGAUU
Messenger RNA from Lytechinus pictus (painted urchin), 5185 nucleotides. RefSeq lists its product as uncharacterized. NCBI's taxonomy places the organism in Eukaryota, Metazoa, Echinodermata, Echinoidea, Temnopleuroida, Toxopneustidae. The record is from RefSeq and is a predicted model, not a curated record. Gene Ontology annotation, cellular component: nucleus; Slx1-Slx4 complex. The coding region runs from base 72 to 4664 and encodes 1530 amino acids. The transcript is spliced from 18 exons. Gene Ontology annotation, molecular function: protein binding. Gene Ontology annotation, biological process: DNA replication; DNA repair; resolution of meiotic recombination intermediates.